AUGACGGUGAUUUCAAUCUACGACUACUUCUUGGUAGAAUCUCUCAAAUGUCUUUCAAAGAUCCCACUGGAAAACCAACUCAAAGAAUGUAUUGGGUUAAGGAUACUUGUGCUGGAUUACUGCGGAGUAGUUAGCAAGUACUUCUACAAAUUUGCAGACUGCGAUGUUUUUGCCAUCCAGGACUCCAGUGAGCCGGCUCCAGAUCUACUUGACUUGUACGAUGUUGUCUAUGUUGCUGCAAAUGAACUACAGCAUGUUUCCGUUCCAAAGCCUUGCUUGAAGAUCGUUUGCACGAGAAGUCAGAUCCAAAGAAUAGAGGUUGCAGGCCAUAUUAAAAGUGGCCAAAAGGACUGCUGUGGAAAACUCAAUAUAUAG
Messenger RNA from Vittaforma corneae ATCC 50505, 375 nucleotides. RefSeq lists its product as uncharacterized. The record is from RefSeq and is a predicted model, not a curated record. The transcript has a single exon. Lineage: Eukaryota; Fungi; Microsporidia; Nosematidae. The coding region runs from base 1 to 375 and encodes 124 amino acids.